Messenger RNA from Mycena indigotica, 1626 nucleotides. Its product is annotated as Cytochrome P450. The record is from RefSeq and is a predicted model, not a curated record. The coding region runs from base 1 to 1626 and encodes 541 amino acids. The transcript is spliced from 7 exons. Gene Ontology annotation, molecular function: monooxygenase activity; heme binding; iron ion binding. NCBI's taxonomy places the organism in Eukaryota, Fungi, Basidiomycota, Agaricomycetes, Agaricales, Mycenaceae.
AUGACCGUGACAUCUACUCUCCCAUCGCUUGAUAUGCUUGCAUUCUACCUCUGUGGAGUUGGAGUGGUCCUCUCGCUGUGGCGUUGGGCGACGGACCCGCUGCGCCGAGUUCCUGGCCCGUUUCUAGCGAGGUGGACGCCGUUUUGGCUGAUGUAUCAUGCCCGGAAAGGAGAGCGUUACCUCGCCGUCCAUGAACUGCAUCUGAAAUACGGCCCCGUUGUUAGAAUAGCGCCGUGGCAUGUCUCAUUUGCCUCGCCUGAAGCCCCAUCCAAGGUUUACGCCCAAGGAAGUGCAGCGCUCGAUAAAUCACCUUUCUACCGUGCCUUCUAUGUACAAGGCACCGAAUCGCUGUUUAGCACACAAAAUCGCGCUCUCCACUCCUCCAAACGCCGUCUUCUCUCGCAGCCAUUCUCUUACCAGAGCAUCCGGGGAUUCGAGUCAUUUAUGCGCGAAUCAUUGGGCCGAUUUGUUCUCCGGGUUGACCGCAUCUGUGCUGGCGACCAGUUUGGCGACGCCGUACGGCCAAACUCCGUUAUGGAUGUCCUGCUCUGGUUUAACUAUCUUGCGUUCGACAUAAUUUCGGAUCUUGCUUUCGGUGAACCGCUGGGCAUGGUCGACAAGGGCUCCGAUAUCCUUCCUGCAGAACGAAAGGACGGGACCAUAUUUGAAGAGCAUGCUGCCGCUUUGAUCGACCAGCGCGGACGAACAGCGGCUGUCGUCGGCUUGGUCCCCAGCGUCGAAGAAUAUACCAAGAUGUUACCAAUACCGUUCAUCACUGCUGGCUACAAGUCGACCGAAUCGUUGUCGCGUAUUGCAACUCGGUGUGUCAAACACCGCGUCGAGAGCGGCGUUACUCGAGAUGACAUGUUGGAACGUUUAAUUGAGGGCGUUAGGGAAAAGGAAGGCGGAACUGUUAGUCAAGACGAAGUCGUCACGGAAGCCAUGCUUUUAUUGACGGCUGGCGCAGAUACCACAGCGAACUCGUUGACUGCGAUUCUGUUCUACAUCUUGACGAACCCAAGUAUCUACGCGAAAGUUGUGGCUGAGCUGGACAGCAUCAACGCUGGUCUUGCUGAGCUGGAUUCGACCGCUUCGCGGCCGCAAGCGGCUCGACUUAACAGUGCUAUUGAGCUCGAAACCGCGACUGAUAGUCUGCCAACCCAUGAACAAAUCAAGUCGCUGCCUUACCUUAACGCCACUAUCGAAGAGGGCCUCCGACUAUUUGCGACAAAUGCGUUUGGGCUGCCGCGUAUCGUCGGUGAGGCGUUUGAGCUCGACGGGGUUGCUGUUCCCAAGGGUUAUGAAGUCAGCGCCCCGGCGUAUACUAUCCAGCGCGACCCACGCAUUUGGGGAGAGGAUGCGGAAAUGUAUAGGCCCGAGCGGUGGAUCGAGGAUGGUGGCGGGAUGCUGAAGAAGCAUAUGCUCACGUUUGGGAGCGGACCCCGCGCGUGUAUCGGGAAGAAUCUCGCAUACAUCCAGAUGCAACUUGCCCUGGCAACGGUAUUGCUGCGUUACGAAUUCACGAUGCCGCCAGGAACAGAACUCCGCAGUGUGGAGGGGUUCAUGCACCGGCCGCUGGAGUUGUGGUUGGGUGUAAAACGACGUGGUCAAGGUCUGAAGGUAUGA